AUGCAGCCCUUUCCUUCUAUUGAUAACUGGGUAGUGAUUGCCAUCAACAUUGAUGAAGAGGAGGAAGUAGAUGAUUCAGUUGUUGUUGUGGAGGAAGAGGAGGAGGGGGAAGAAGAUGACGAUGAUGAAGAGGAGGAAGGUGGUGCUGAAGGUGGAGGUGAUGGAGAUGAUGAUGAAGGACAUGGACCAGGUUAUGGGGAAGGAGAAGAGGAGGAAGAAGAAGAAGAUCAGACUUGAGUCAUGAAUGUACUUGAGAACCAUUUGUUCUCUUCCAGGAGGAAGUUCAAGGUCUUUUUUUGCCUGUGAGAAGUGAAUAUGGAAGUGCAAGAGUGACUGUUAGUGAGUAAGGGCAAAUUGUCUGAUUCCGUCUUUUUUGUUUGUUUAUUUUCCAUGCAUUGGGAUCCAAGUGCUUUCCUGACUUCUCACUGGAAUAAAAGACGUGCGGCUGUA
Darwinula stevensoni is the source of this 450-nucleotide messenger RNA. The record is from the annotation of a GenBank genome assembly. NCBI's taxonomy places the organism in Eukaryota, Metazoa, Arthropoda, Ostracoda, Podocopida, Darwinulidae.